This is a messenger RNA of Necator americanus (New World hookworm), 216 nucleotides long. RefSeq lists its product as uncharacterized. The record is from RefSeq and is a predicted model, not a curated record. NCBI's taxonomy places the organism in Eukaryota, Metazoa, Nematoda, Chromadorea, Rhabditida, Ancylostomatidae. The transcript is spliced from 2 exons. Bases 1 to 216 code for a protein of 71 amino acids.
AUGGACUCGCUGAUUGUUUCGGCUGAGCCAGGACUGACUCAUGACAUCCUUGCAUCGCGCAUGUCGGUUUGGCCAAAAGCCUGCAAUCAAGAAGCGGCCAUCGAAGAUCUGAUGAUACAAGUCAAGAAGAUCAAGUACGACGUCAUCGGACUGACAGAGACGAGACGACGUCACCCUCUCAACGCUGUAUGUGAAACUGGAGAAGAACUGUUCUAA